GCACUUUUGAAAGACACCCCGGAGGCGCCGCCAGAGGCACUUGUGGAAGACACCCCGGAGGCGCCGCCAGAGGCACUUUUGGAAGACACCCCGGAGGCGCCGCCAGAGGCCACGUAUGACCUCGGAGUGAAGGAGGACUUGGCUAAGUUCUUGCAGGAUGCCAACAUCCGCCUCGUGCGCACGGAGUACCUCUACAAGCUGCGACACUCCAGGACGCCCCUGCCGAGACGGCAAGAAGCGGAGCAUGCAGUCUGCGAAGUCAGAGGCGAGGAGGCCUCUGCCUUGGUAACCCACGCGGAGCUCAGCGAGUGGGCGGCGGGGCGCAAAGACGCCCUGAUUUGCUCCGUGUCGCAUGCCUGGGAGACUAGGGAACACCCAGAUCCAUGCAGAUUCCAACUGCGGCAGCUGGUGAAUUGUGUUUCUCUGUAUGAUGCUGCCUACCAUGAUGACGUCUGGGUCUUCUAUGACUACGUUUCCUUGUUUCAGUUCGAGCGCCAGCGCCAAGAAGAGGAGCGAAGCUUCCGGCUGGCGAUGCAGAACAUGCAGGUGCUCUAUGCACACGAGUACAGCUUCACCUUUCGCAUCGAGAGCCUCACGCCGGACGCCGUCUGGCAAGCAGCGCUUCAGGACUCUUCGUUCAAGGUGCCGGUGUUUCAUGAAGCCAGCGGAGCAGUCCAACAGCUCCCGCUGAAGGAAUUGAUGGAAAACCGCGUUCCGUAUGGAGAUCGCGGUUGGUGCAGGGGUGAAGUGCAGUGGUCCUGCGCCAGGAACAGGACUGCACAGCACCAGAGGAUCGACGCAGGUGACCAGGUAGGAACAGAUGAGCUGAAGGGCAAAGUCCCGAUGUCUCCCGCUGCCUUCGAACAGCUGAUGGCAGAUGCCCGGCUUACCCACAGGUCCGAUAAGGAAGCCGUCAGCCAGCUCCAAGCGAAGAUUUUCCACGACAAGGUUUCAGCUUGUGAGGAGGCGGUGCUUGAGAACCUUCCUGCUGAGGAGGUCCGGCAUUUGGCCGAGUCGUUGAAGUUUUACAAGCGGCUGAGAGCCUUGAGACUCAUCAACGUCUUCAUCGGCAAAGAGGAGGCGAAGGCCCUGGGCGAGGCUUUAGCUUCGCUGAAGACCUUGGAAGACAUCCGUAUCAAGCCUGCAGAAGGCUCUGAUGGCAGUGCUGUGGCCGAGGCGCUGGCAGAGGCGUUGAAGCAGAGCAGCAGCCUCACCACGAUUGACCUCAGCGGCAAUGGCGUCGGUGAUGAUGGUGCCAAGGCACUGGCAGAGGCUUUGAAGCGGAGCAACAGCCUCACCACGAUUGACCUCAGCCACAAUCGCAUCGGUGAUGAUGGCACUGGCAGAGACGUUGAGGUGGAACAGCAGCCUCACGACGCUCAGCCUCAGCGGGAGUCUCAUCGGUAA
Molecule: messenger RNA, 1407 nt
Organism: Symbiodinium necroappetens
Lineage: Eukaryota; Dinophyceae; Suessiales; Symbiodiniaceae
Source: the annotation of a GenBank genome assembly